UGGGCGGGUCUAUUUUGUGUCUCGGAUGAACAUCACAUCGCAUACCUGCAGCGGACUGAUCUGCCCCUAAGAGUGAGUAUUCAUUUUAUUUCUUCUUCUUCUGUUUUCUCUCUAUUUUCUUGUUGUAAAUCUUUUUGUUUAUGCUUUUCUCGCUGAAUGCGCGUGCCUGUGAGUACAUGCGAUGUGACGUCACUGUGCGGCAAAAGUAUUUCCUCUGCAGCAGAACCGGCGUGGGCGGGUCGGUGCCGACGGUCCUCCUUUGCUGGCUCUACUUUCCUGUGGACGCCCGCAGACAGCCUGACUUCCGAGUGAUGGACGUUCAUCAGGACCGUCUGCAACUACUUGCUGAGAAGAGGAAGUGGCAGGCUGAGAUGGAGAACAAGCAUCGUCAACUGGAGGAUGAAAAGAGAGCUCUGCAGCACCUGAAGUCGAAAGCUCUGAGGGAGCGUUGGCUGCUGGAAGGACCCCCAACUGCUGGACCAGAUCAUGACCAGGUCCGGAGUCAGCUAGAGGAGGACGAGGCCAAGACCAGGAACCUUGAGGAGUCAGUCAGAAGGUUGGAGCAGGAUCUCUUAAGUCUGGAAACUGGAUCUGUCAGUCAGCCCGUAACACACUGUGUUGUGAUGUCAGCUCCUGAUCCAGCUGUUCAGGUUAAAGGUCAAAGCAGAAUCCAACUGGGCGGAGCUAAGCCAUCAGGUCAGAUGAUCCAAGAGGCCAAAGUUCACAAAAGUCUUCAAGUCAGCAAAUCAAGAGAAGGACUGGGAGAGAUGAAGAAAGCGAUGUACUCAGUGGAAAUUAAAGUAGAGCGGGACCGAGUGACGGGGGAAACCCGGGUCUUGUCCACUAACACCAAACUUCCUGUUGACUUCUCCAAUCAAGGGGUCAAAGUGUAUGAAGAUGAGCAGAAAGUGGUCCAUGAGAUGAACGGCGAAGACGCUCAGCUGCUCAGUUCCUCUGAGGUUGAAGAUCUCAUCCACAAAGCUGACGAGGCCUCGAUAAUGUCUCAGUCUGUCACCACGGUAACCUCCCUGCCAACAGGAGAGGUCCUACGGGAGUUGGGCCUCACAUCAGAACCAGGUCCCGGGCCCACAUGGAGCCCUGCACCUAGCCACAUGCCAGUUGCCAUGCUGACUUCCACGCCGGCCCCACCUGUCGCUGCAGAGAUCACCGGGCUGGAGGCCAAAGUAGGUGGUGAACCGAGAGGGGCAGAGGCCAGUGCUGAAAACCCGGUCACCAUGGUGUUUAUGGGCUACCAGAAUGUGGAAGAUGAGGAUGAGACCAGGAAGGUUCUGGGGCUGCAUGGCACUGUUAAGGCAGAGCUGGUGCUAAUCGAUGAUGUUGACAGAAAGGUAGAUCCACUUCCUCCUGCCUCUGCUUCUGCGGCCCGCUCUGCUGCUCCUCCGACCUCCGCUGCCCAACCCACACCUGACAAACCUUCAGAAAUGAUAGUGGCGAGCAAUGGGGAGGCGGCGGUGGAGGGAAGGGCGAUAGUGGAGAAGAAGAAGAAGCCAUGUAAAUGCUGUAGCAUCAUGUGACCAUCAUGUGACCUGUCCGAAUGACUCAGAUUCUAACUCCACCCACUGCACAGUUCUUUGCCUUUAACAACAUGGCAUCACUUGCAGUUUCCUUCAUCAGGUUUACAAAAUCUUUUCAUUUCUACUCUUCUUUCACUUGAAUACGCCUCCUGUUUCCAACACAACUGAGCACAUUAGCAUGUUAGCUUUACCCUCCCCAGGUGUGUUUACCUGUAUGCUUGUUGUCCAUCUUCUAAAGGAGGAAAUAAAUUGGAGUUAACAUGAA
Molecule: messenger RNA, 1800 nt
Organism: Girardinichthys multiradiatus
Lineage: Eukaryota; Metazoa; Chordata; Actinopteri; Cyprinodontiformes; Goodeidae
Gene: palm1a
Product: paralemmin 1a
Exons: 11
Coding region: 141-1535 (464 amino acids)
Biological process (GO): regulation of cell shape
Cellular component (GO): membrane
Source: RefSeq, a predicted model, not a curated record